ACUAGCCUGUAACAUUAUUCUAGUACCAACACCCGAACAUAGUUGUGUGCCACGCCAAGCCACGCCACGCCACGCCACGCCACGACACAGCACAACAACCUCAUCGCCCAACAACCCGGUAAAAAGUUGCAAGAGAACGUUCUCGACACAUCCACCUUCCCUUCAACGGGUGUCCCAAGAAACCCUUACCCGGAUAUAAAAGGGAUUUAUUUGACACAGUACGGUAUGCGCCCGCUGAUUGUUCAGUGACACAGGUCAGACUUCCGUUAUGGCUAUACGUAACACACCGGCAUACAGCGCAGCAUGGCAGAGGGGCAAGGUACCGCAUGCAGUAACGGCCAGCGUAUUACAGACUACAGUGCGUUCUUCAAUCAGGAAACAAGACUGACUCAACCGGCACCUAUUUGGCGCUAUGUGGAGCAGAAGAAUAAGACGCCCGUGGCUGGACAUAUAUCGUUUGACGGGGGGUUCCCUAACAGCAUACAGUUUCCUCUUCUCAAAGCAACCUUAACAUUAAGUGACGGCGAAGAGGUAGAAAUCACUCCCUCUGAGAUGAAGGCUACUCUGCAGUAUACAAAAUCAAAGGGGAUGACAAAAAUCUCGGAAUGGGUAAUGGAAUUAUACAAGCGUGUACACAACCCCCCAACAAUGGACGGCAAUGGGCUCCCCUCAUCCCUCGACUUGAUACUCACCUGCGGAGGACGAUGGGGCGUGGUCCAGUCCCUCAAAAUGUUUGUGGAAGAUGGAGGUUGUUUCCUCGCCGAAGAAGUGAUUUACCAGACAUUAAGCCCUAUGUACUUGCCACGGAACAUCAGGGGCAUUGCCAUCCGAAGUGAUAAAGGAGGGAUGGACCCUGUCCACUUGAGGCAGGUAUUGUCCGAGUGGGACGAGGGGAGUCAGGGACGGCGCCCCACUCUCAUGUACACCGUCCCCACUGCCAGCAACCCUACGGGAUUGACCCUGAGCGAACAACGGAAGAAAGACAUCUACAAAGUUUGCCAAGAAUUUAACAUCCUCAUCUUGGAAGACGAUCCGUACUACUUCCUGCAAAAUACUCUCAUUCCGAGCUUCCUGUCCAUGGAUACGGAUGGACGUGUAAUACGAGCUGAUUCAUUUUCGAAGACGUUAUCCCCAGGGUGUCGACUUGGUAUCCUGUUUGGACCAAAGGAGAUUGUGGACAAAAUGACCAUUAUACAACAUCCCACGACAGGGGGCCCGAGCUCAUUAUCACAGGUGAUAAUCUCCAAGGUUGUGACAACCUGGGGCCACGACAAAUUCCUCAGCCAUAUGCAAAAUGUGGCAAGUUUCUACAAGGAGAGACGUGAAAAACUCUUGUCAUACAUGGAUAAAUAUCUUACAGGUCUGUGUGAGUGGUCUCCGGCAGCUGGAGGGAUGUUUCAGUGGGUGACGUUACUGGGCGUGGACAAGUCCGAGCCUGUCGUGGACAGACUGAUGGAGCGGGAGGUGUUCGUCAUGGACGGCUUCAUCUUCUCACUGGACAGAGCAUCACGACCCAACAUCCGGCUGAGCUACUCACGGAUAACGGAUGAACAAAUGGAAAAGGGCAUUUCAAUUUUAGCUGAUGUUCUGAAGGAAAUACGGGGCAUCAAAUGAAAAGUUUGCUGGAAAUUACAUCUACACAACCUCCAGACAACGAGAGAACAUAUACUAUAAAAUUAUCGGAGAUUAUACGGGAUAUUAUCGGUUUCCAGAUUAUAACGUACUAGAUAUUCAUUUCUUCCGUGUAAUCUAGUUUGUCUAAUGUGUACCCCUCAUACGUGGACGAACCAAUGACAACGAUUAGGUCCGAUGCCAGUUCUUGAGUCCAAUAUGUUUUCUUCAGGUGAACAGUUGACUUGACUUUGCGUGUGUUUGUGACGGGUGUCACCCGUGUGGCAGCUUAGUAUUACGCUCAUGUUUUCGCAAACACCUGUUUCCGUCACUAUUUGACUGUGAUUCAGACACGGUCUCCUAACAUUAUAUAAUUGUACUACUGAUUCUUCUUUUAUAGUUAUUGAUAUUAUGGCUUUUCACACUUAUAUUUGCAUAUAAUCAAGAUUGUUGUACGAAUAAUCUGUGUCCAAUAUGGCCCACUAUGUGUAUUAUAUGGCAAUAUGGUCCACUAUGUGUAUUAUAUGGCAAUAUGGUCCACUAUGUGUAUUAUAUGGCAAUAUGGUCCACUAUGUGUAUUAUAUGGCAAUAUGGUCCACUAUGUGUAUUAUAUGGCAAUAUGGUCCACUAUGUGUAUUAUAUGGCAAUAUGGUCCACUAUGUGUAUUAUAUGGCAAUGGCCCAGACUGCCCCACGUGUACCAUGCGUUUACUACUGCCUCGAGUACUCUGGUGAGAGACUACUUUGGUUCAGCAUGAUCGAGUGAUUGUGUGUCCCCAUUUGUUUACCAUAUUUAAUCAUUCCCGUACAUCCCAACCAUAAAAGAUGGUAUAGUCUU
Molecule: messenger RNA, 2448 nt
Organism: Haliotis rubra (blacklip abalone)
Lineage: Eukaryota; Metazoa; Mollusca; Gastropoda; Lepetellida; Haliotidae
Product: kynurenine/alpha-aminoadipate aminotransferase, mitochondrial-like
Exons: 13
Coding region: 304-1614 (436 amino acids)
Biological process (GO): biosynthetic process
Molecular function (GO): transaminase activity; pyridoxal phosphate binding
Source: RefSeq, a predicted model, not a curated record